Molecule: messenger RNA, 682 nt
Organism: Podospora bellae-mahoneyi
Lineage: Eukaryota; Fungi; Ascomycota; Sordariomycetes; Sordariales; Podosporaceae
Exons: 2
Coding region: 1-423 (140 amino acids)
Source: RefSeq, a predicted model, not a curated record
AUGAAGGCCUAUGUCACCAUCCUCGCUGACUUUCUGGAGCCAAAUAAGAGCAGGUUGCUGAGGCCGGAGUGGCAGGCGGUGUUGUUUGGGGGGUGUUUGACACCCGAGAGCAAAAAGGUCUUGAAUGAGAGUCUAAAGGGGGAGGGAAGGGAUUGGAUGGUGGGGUGGGUCAACCCUGUGGAGGGGGGAGCAGAGUACGAUUGGAGUCCUGCUGGGUUGGUUACCGCUGAGCCUGGGACGACGGGUAAUGGAGGGAGGAAAAGGGGGUUUGUUCAGUGGGGUGGGGCUUUUAAUCUUGCUUGGCUCAUCGACCGGGAGGCGGGCGUGUGCGGUGUUUUCGCCACGCAGAUUGUCCAGCCGGGGGAUUUGCAAGUUAGGUCGUUGAUCAAGGAGUUUGAAGAGGUGAUUUACUCCAAGUUGUAAUGGAGAACACUUCAGGGAUAAGAGGACUGGGACAUAGUACUGUAAUGGCUUCCCUGGCCUAUAACUCUGGACAAACCAUAGCAAGACACCAACAAAGUGCAGGCGCAACCAAACCAUGAAACAAAAUUGAACAUGAACAUUACCCCAACUCGGAGGAAAGAACAAAACAAAAGAUGGCAAUGUCACAGAAACCUCAAAAAUUACAAAGCCGUACCAUAAACAUUCCUUAUAGACUACAUCUAACAAAAAACACCAUUUC